This is a messenger RNA of Thamnophis sirtalis, 915 nucleotides long. Lineage: Eukaryota; Metazoa; Chordata; Lepidosauria; Squamata; Natricidae. The record is from RefSeq and is a predicted model, not a curated record.
AAGCUCAGCCUGUUCCCAUGAGUACUCCCAUACAGUGCCGGAAGAAGGAGACUUACAAAAUGCAAAAUGGCCAGAAGGUGUGUGUGCCUCAAACUUCUGCCAUUUGCUUGGCUCGGGGCGACCCCCAUUACUGGACAUUUGACAGGCGGAAAUAUGACUUCAUGGGCACCUGCACAUACACCAUUGCCAAGACCUGCGGACCAGACACAACUCUCCCAGCCUUCCAUAUCACCAUCAAAAAUGAGAAUCGGGGCAUGAAACGUGUGUCCUACGUUGGAUUGGUGACAGUCCAGGUCUAUGGAUACAUCAUAGCAGUAGCCAGGAAGGAACAUGGAUUUGUGCGGGUCAACAACCAGCGCUUCCGGCUGCCCGUCACCCUGAUCAAAGAUAAAUUGUGGCUCUUCCAAAGCGGGACCUUUGCCACCAUUGAGACGGACUUUGCGCUGAGGGUCUCCUACGACUGGAACAGCAACUUUGCAGUGAACAUCUCCAGCAGUUUCUUUGAGAACGUCUGUGGUCUGUGCGGGGACUAUAAUGGAAAACCUGAGGAUGACUUCAGGACCUCCACUGGAUCCUUGGCUCCGGGCCCUGUGGCAUUUGGACAGAGUUGGAAAGUGGAGGAUGGAGACCCCUUGUGCUGGAGUGACUGCCAUGGAGAAUGCAAGAAGGCCCCUGAAAAAAACCUCAUUCCGUACAGAGGUGAAACCUUUUGUGGCUGGAUCAGUAAAAAAGGGGGCCCAUUCAGCAGGUGCCAUUCUUUGGUUGAGCCCGACAUCUUUGUGGAAAAUUGUGCCUACGACCUCUUUGUCUAUGAAGGUCAUAGAGAGGCGUUGUGCCAAGCGCUGAAGAGCUAUGUGGAUGCCUGCCAGCAAGAAGGUGGAGUUGUGUUAGACUGGAGGAGCCUCGUUGGAUGCC